This is a messenger RNA of Sardina pilchardus (European sardine), 3214 nucleotides long. RefSeq names its product ephrin A4. Gene Ontology annotation, biological process: ephrin receptor signaling pathway; axon guidance. The record is from RefSeq and is a predicted model, not a curated record. NCBI's taxonomy places the organism in Eukaryota, Metazoa, Chordata, Actinopteri, Clupeiformes, Clupeidae. Bases 565 to 1179 code for a protein of 204 amino acids. Gene Ontology annotation, molecular function: ephrin receptor binding. Gene Ontology annotation, cellular component: plasma membrane. The transcript is spliced from 5 exons.
UACCGACACCUAUCAUCCUGUACAGUGAUUCAUCACGAAUUUGCAAAUCUGGUGACUAAUACUUUAUCAUACUUUGCGAAAAAGUAUGAGACAGUUCACUUAACUUUUUGGCACGCUUUUUACUUCAUUUUAUAGGGUGUCCAAACCACGACUUUUUUAUGCUGUGUGUGAAUACUUUAUAACACGGAAACGUAACUUACUUUCCUAUUAUUGGAAGUCGUCCAACGCACCUGCAAGAAGGGGAAAACAUUUACGGAAGAAACUACCAGUUCAACUCUGGCAAAAGACGCCUGUCUGAUCCAGGCUGUGAUUUAACAUUUAAACGCUAUCUCUCGAUGUGCAACGUGCACUUUGGCAGUCAAUUACAUAUGGAUUCUACUUAGGAUGGGAUGUACUCCUGUGGUUCAUUUCAAAGUUUCGAACAAACUUUGGCUGUUACGCGCCGCCUCUGAGAAGUGGCCACAAACUUCUGCUUGACUUCGUGUCCAUAUCAACUCAAGCGUGCCCUCCCGUACACAUCGCUGACACGGGCCCAGCGAGAGAGCGCACCGGCCGGCUGCCGUCAUGGGCUGGCGUCCGUAUCCUGGAGCUUUCACGGUAUGGACAGUGACUGUUCUGGUGAUUGAGCUUGUUUCCACGGCCUUGGGGAAGAGGCAUGUGGUCUACUGGAACUCCACAAACACCAAGCUGGUGAACGGCGACUACGCCAUCACGGUGGAUCUGAACGACUACCUGGACAUCCUCUGCCCGCACUACCCCGCCGACCUCCCGUCCUCCGCGUCGCCGCCGGAGACGCUGGCGCUCUACCUGGUGCCGGAGGCGAGCUUCCGCGGUUGCCAGGAGACGCGGGGGGCCAUCAAGCGCUGGGAGUGCAACAGCCCCUACGCCCCCUACGGCCCCGUGCGCUUCUCCGAGAAGAUCCAGCGCUUCACGCCCUUCUCCCUGGGCUUCGAGUUCCUGCCCGGACGACACUACUACUAUAGCUCGCUCUCUACAGACGAUGGCCCUCCCCUGCCCUGCAUGAAGAUUCGAGUCACAGUGUGCUGCUCGUCCACAACAGCUGGACCAGAACGAGACCAAGGAACCCCGGCCCCUCGCAGUGGAGUUGAUCCCGUGAGGAGCACCUCAUGUCCUGCUCUCCUACUUUUCUCUCUUCUCCUAGUUCUCCUGUCUGUCUGAUUUCCCUGCCCCAUCCACUCACAGUUACACAAAAACACACACAAAGAAAGAGAGAGAGAGAGAGAGAAUUCUCAAGUUGUGCGUAAAAAGAAAUCUCUCUGCAGUUCCUGUAGUGGCACUAAUCUCUGGCUCCAUUUCCUCUCAUCUUUUCUCUUUGUCCACUGACUCCUCUCUCCUCUCCUCUUCUCCUCUUCUCCGCUCUCUGCUCUCCGCUCCUCUCUGACUUCAGAGUCCUCUGUAACGGACCGACUCUAAUCUGGCCUUCAAAGAACACCAGCCCUGUGUCUGACCAGUUAGUGUUUUAAUCGCUCCUCAAUCAUGGAGGGCUUUUCUUCCUGUCUUUGUACUUUUCUUCCUUUAUCUCUUUCUCUCUCUCGUCACCUCUUUCUGUUAACAGUCUCUCCCUCUAUACCCCCCCCCCCCUUUUUGCUGUGGCUGUACAUAAUCACCAAACUGAGCCAAAGAGGAAAGAAGUGGACCGGCGAACUCUGACCUCUCACCCCUGACCUCCUCAAACACUACUGAGUCAACCAUCAGACACUGUGGCUGACUUUGUUUAUUGUUAUUGUUUUUUGUUUUUUUCCUGCUAGCUUUUUUUCCAUCUUAGUGGACCUUGUUUAGAUUCGGUCACUGUUUUUGUAGAGGUCUCUACAAAAUGGAAAUGACCUAAAUGCUGACGUUUGAGGAAACAUUCUUUCUGGGGCAUUCGGUUGUGCAAUUUUGACUGAAAGGUGCACAAGAUGGACUCUUUUGAGUAGCACCUCUUGGACAGGAUGUCAGGAUCUCUUAACAUGACCCUCUCUGGGAGAUCUCACGGGUCUGAAAGACUGCCCCUACGUUUAUCAGGAUUCCGCUGGAAUAAAUUGGAUUUAUCUGGAAUAACCUGGAUUUCUCUGGAAUAGAAUAGACAUUUUAGAAAUAAUCUGGAGUAACCUGGAUUUGACAUUGCUGGAAAUUACAUGAUUGACCCACUGAUUGGAUUCUAAGGUCACAAGCUGUUCACUUCCUCCUUGGUUUCACCAGGGUCCCCAGAUCAUCACAUCUUACAAACCACAUUCCAGUACUGAAGAAUCUGAUUGGUUGAAUACCUAUUGUCAUCUUUACAGUGGAUAACUCUGUAUGGCUAGAUGAAUCUAAGCACUUAUCCCCGUUAAUCCAGUCAAAUAAAUAUGUUAUCUGCUGCAUUCUUUUAUUUUCAAAUACUAUGUUUAGUUGGCUGCUCCUUCUGAGCUUUUUUAGAUCCCAUAAAAGCAAUUGUGUUGUUGCCCUGUAUAAAAGAUGUUGUAAGAUGGUGGGGAAAAAGCUCACAGCGCAUUGCUGGUACUUCCAAAUUUUUUAUACGUUUUGUAUAAUAAUACAUGUUUGGUAAAAUAAUUUUAAAUAUUCAGAUAUAGAAUUUAUUUUUACACAACAGAAGGGUUUGUAGUCAUAAUCAUCUGAAACUGUUGUUAGCUCACAGAGUAGUGUCUUUCUAGAUAGAGCUUUGUGAAUUAUCAGUGUCUCCCUUUUUAAUUUUGGUUUGACAAAAAAAAUGGAUUGAUAGAAAAAUAUGUAAAAUUAUAUAACUUCAUUUUGAUAACUAAAUUCUUGAUUAUGAUUAUAUUCUAAUUUAACAGUAAAAAGCGGUUCUGUUAUUUGAAGUAAAUUAAGGUUUCAAAAUUGUGAUAAAAUCAAGGUUAAAAAAUAUAAACGGAUUAUGUACAAUCAUAUGGUUACAAGAAACUUUUAUUAUUAUUCUUUUUCUGAGAAAUAAGUACGACCAUGUCAUUUUCUGUUUUUAGUCUGUUUUGUAAAUAUUUCCCCCAUCCAAACACAGAAAGAGAGAUUCUGAUAUUUAUGGAAUUCUAGAAUCAGAGUGUAUUUCACUCUGAGAGCACAGUACAAUCAGUUCAUAGCGAAAUCAACUUUUUUAUACUGGACAAUUGUGUGUUUUUGUUUGUUUUUCACAUUUUAGUGAAGAAUUUAGCAUCUUCUAUGAAGAACUGCGGUCUGUGUUUAUAAGGCAAAAAGAACAAAAUAAAAGCUAUGACUUGUA